AAUCGGCUUCUAGGCGGACAAACGAAGCGAGGGGCGCGCCGGGCGCUGAGGGCUGAGCUCUGCGUGUCGGAGGCGGGCGCGGGAACGCUGGCGCUCCACGGCUCUGCGGCUGCCCAGUGGCAACGGCAAACCGGAGUACCCAGGUCGCGCCGGAGCGGAGUGGAGCACCACACACGGUGAGCAGGAGGAGGCCGUUUGGUGCCGCGUCCGGGUCGCUCCGCCGCUCCUGCCUUCGCCCCCGCGAAGACGUUCAUUAAUUAUUUGACUUAAAAAUAAAAAUGGGCAGAAGGUCGCCUUGCCUGGUGUCACCGUCCGCCUGACGUUCCCAGCGCCUUUGGCUGCCAGGAUGCUCGAAGCGCUUUGUGUCUGAGUCGUGAGACGCUGUUGGGUUCUAUCCUUAGACACAGAACUAUUUGCUUUCUCUACAAUUGGCCAAAAGACUUUCUCCCCUUUCUGCUGUGGAUGCCAGUCCUCAUUAGCGUUUUAAGAUGGCUGUGUCGCCAGACGCCGUCCCCACGCUGUCCGAGUGCCAGUGCCCCAUCUGCAUGGAGAUCCUGGUGGAGCCUGUGACCCUGCCCUGCCGCCACACACUCUGCAACCCGUGCUUCCGCGCCACCGUCGAGAAGGCCAGCUUGUACUGUCCCUUCUGUCGCCGCCGGGUCUCCUCGUGGACGCGGUACCACACACGGAGAAAUUCCCUCAUCAACACGGAGUUGUGGGAUCUGAUCCAGAAGCACUACCCCACGGAGUGCAAGCGGAGAGCCUCCGGGCAGGAAUCAGAGGAAAUUGAUGAUGCUCAGCCAAUACGGUUUUUAAGUCAGCCGGGGGAAUUGAGAAGAGAAUACGAAGAGGAGAUAAGCAAGGUGCAGGCUGAGCGUCGAGCCACUGAGGAAGAGGAAAACAAAGCCAGUGAGGAAUACAUACAAAGACUGCUGGCGGAGGAAGAAGAGGAAGAAAGGAGACAGGCAGAAAAAAGGCGAAGCGAGAUGGAAGAACAACUGAAAAAUGAUGAAGAGCUGGCAAGAAAGCUGAGCAUUAAUAUUAAUAAUUUCCAUGAGAAAAGUGUCUUGGCUUCUCCUUCAAAUUCCAGAAAAUCUGAUCCAGUCACAACCAAAUUGCAAGUGAAAAAUAAGAACAAACAAAAAAACACUGGAGAUAUACAGAAGUAUUUGUCACCUAAAUCUCAAUUUGGGUCAGCAUCACAGUCUCCAGCUGGACAGGAAGUCAGGAAGAACUCCGUUUCUAAGACAGUUGGCAGUAACAUUGCCAAGACUCUUGUGUGGCAAGACAUGGAAGCUGGAGAUAUGCCAACGCUUUCGCCACAAGUGUCCCUUGAGGUUCAGGAAUCAAGUGCGAUGUCUUUGGUGGACUCAACUAUGCCAUGGCUCUGUGCCUAUGAUGCAGUUCAGUGCCUUGAAGGCAAGAUCAAGACAAAGUCAGACAAUCAUGAUGAAGAGUUGUGUGUUACAAAUCAUACAGGACCAAAAGACAAAGCUCCGUCUUCUCAAACAUCUUCCACUGAGCUUGGGGACCAAGCUUGGAAUGGGGGCAUUCUACCCCAUGUGACCCAGGUGACUGAAGACUGCACAGUUGAAACAGAAAAUGAGGAGUCUGGUCUACUGCUUAUUGAUGAUGUUUCCAAAAGAAAACACCAGGAGCCUGCAUCCGAAGCAGCCAGGGAUCCCAGCUGCUCUGCAAAAAGGAGAAAGAUGUUCCCCAGGUCUUACACAGAUGAAGAAACAGAAAGAAAUUUUACCCAAAAAUUGAUAGAUUUGGAACAUCAACUUUUUGAGAGACAUAAGCAAGAAGAAGAGGACAGGUUAUUAGCUUUGCAGCUGCAGGAGGAGGAAGAAAAACAAAGGAAGCCCAGCUGGCAGAAAGGCUACCGUGACCAGUACGAGCUCCGCACAGCGUCCACGGCACCCUCCACGGCACCCAACGGAUUGCUGACCAGACAGUCAGCAGCUUCCAGGCAGAGGGAGGCAGCUGGAGAACACAGCCUCAAAAGGCAAAUGGCCACCGAGGAGCCCAGACCUCGGAGAGGCUUGAGAGAUGAAAACUGGCAACCUUUUAAAGCCCAGCCGAGGCCUUCAGUUAGUGAAAGAAAGAUGCCAAAGUCCAGCAGAGAUCAUCACAGUGUUCCUAGAAAUGCUCAGUCCCUGCAGCCUCGCAACUCACAGAAAAGUAUCUUUGAGAUGUUUCCCAGGUGCACGAAGUAGAGUUGGGUAAAGAGUGUUUAUAAAUCCAGGAAAGCCAGGUUGGCAGCAGUUCUCUCUGUUAUGGAAUUGUGAUGGCCCUGUCCUCGGGUCCUGCCCCAUAGCACAGGCUCACCUUCUUGAAAGAAAGGGGAGAGCAAAUGUGUUUCUUCAGAGCUCAGUGGUGAGCAAGGCCCUUUUCUGCCAUUGUUGGUGCUGAGGGUGUAAGUUUCACUGUCCUGGAUGGAAAAGUUCCUUGGCCAGGCCUGAGGCUUCAAGUGCCAUUCUCUUUCCAAAAAGUGGGUAUUUUAUGUGCCUUUGCUCACCUUCAUUGUGAAGAGUAAUCUAAGCAGGAUCAUGCUAUAGUAAGUAGGGGAUCCAUGUGAGAUUUAACGUCUAGAUUCUUGCUGCUUUCCCUUUAUGGAGCACUUGAAAUGCAUCUACCUAACACUAAUGCAAUUAAUUUAUGUGAUUUAAGUAAAUGUUAAGUGUUACAGCAUUUCCUUUGACUUGAAAUGGAUAAGGACCAAUGUUUAGAGUUUUCUAGAAAAUUGAAACUCAGUUGACAGAAAGGAGAGUGGAUUCUUUACCAGUGAGGUGUUAAGAGCUCUGAUGAGGCUGCACGAAGAAGAAGCUGUCUCUUGACAGUGUUUUCCCUCAGCCUUUCUUUGCUAAAUGACUACAAAAACAUUGUGCUUUUAUCGCUUUUCACACUAUAGCAUUGGGUCAGAAUCAAAAUUCGUAGCCAGGCAUGAUGGUGCAUGCCUGUAAUCCCAGCACUUGGGAGACUGAGGCAAGAAGAUCACCUGGAUUUCAAGACCAGACCGAUCUCCAAAAUGAGUCUGAGGCCAGCCUGAGUACAUAGCAAGACCUUGGCUCAAAAAUCCAAACUAAAUUGUAUUACUAAGAUUUUGGAAAUGCACAUGUCUGUUAAUUUGCUAUUCCAGAAAAACUAGGAAUUUACUGUAUAAGAGUUGUAUCACACAAAAGCUUGUAUUUUGGAACCUGAGACAACCGUGUAUUUCCUUAUUUGUAUACCUGCUUCUAUUUGUUUUUUAUAAGCAGAUGUAGCAAAUAUGAAGGAUUUUUGUUUUGUUUUGUUUUGUUUUGUUUCUUUGGCUAUUUCAGGCUGCCUUACAUGCAGAUGUGAUGUGAGAUAGCAAGUAUAAUGUAUGAGUUUUCUCCUGUCUUCUCCUCCUCCUUGUCCCUCUCUCUCUUGAAAUAGAGUCUCACUAUGUAGUAA
Molecule: messenger RNA, 3438 nt
Organism: Octodon degus (degu)
Lineage: Eukaryota; Metazoa; Chordata; Mammalia; Rodentia; Octodontidae
Gene: Rnf168
Product: ring finger protein 168
Exons: 6
Coding region: 489-2219 (576 amino acids)
Biological process (GO): double-strand break repair; protein ubiquitination
Cellular component (GO): nucleus; site of double-strand break
Molecular function (GO): metal ion binding; ubiquitin-protein transferase activity; nucleosome binding
Source: RefSeq, a predicted model, not a curated record